This is a messenger RNA of Apus apus (common swift), 1432 nucleotides long. It is a transcript of the gene CLDN14, whose product is annotated as claudin 14. Lineage: Eukaryota; Metazoa; Chordata; Aves; Apodiformes; Apodidae. Bases 584 to 1294 code for a protein of 236 amino acids. Gene Ontology annotation, molecular function: structural molecule activity. Gene Ontology annotation, biological process: cell adhesion; bicellular tight junction assembly. The transcript has 4 exons. The record is from RefSeq and is a predicted model, not a curated record. Gene Ontology annotation, cellular component: bicellular tight junction; plasma membrane.
UUCACUUAGCAUAGAGCAGGACAGCCCUGCAGGGUGAGCAUGUCACUCACUGCCUGUGACUCCUCAGCAGCCGGUGUCCCGUUUCCCUUCGCGACGCAGUACGUCUCGGCUCUAAUCAAGUGUGUGAUGGUAUUACCCUUUAGCACUUGUAGCCCACCGGGGAUUAUCACCAAGAGCUUCUGUGCUGAUGUUUCUGAAGCAUGUAGAGGCAAGUUGUCGGGAUGUCAGAGAGCUGUACAGAGAGCGCCAGCCCACAAGAAACUUCCAGCUGGCUGCUUCCACCGCUGCACCUGAUUCCACCGUGGUGGUCAUGUUCCACACCUAACCCAUUAGGAACAAAGCUGUAAGUAGGAGGGCUGGGUACUUCUCCCAGGACAGAAGGCAAAUCCUGUCCAACAUUGCGUUCCUCCCCAUCCUACGUCUGUGCACAGCAGAUAUGCUCCAAAAAAAAAGAAAAAGCACACAUGAGAGCAGAAGGUGUCAAAGUAAAACAGCUGCAUACCUUCCAAGAAAAGCCCGUGUUCUCUGAAGGAAUUCAAGCGGAGGUGCUUUAUUAAGAGAACUAGGCAGGACAAACAUUAACAUGGCAAGCUCGACCCUUCAGUUACUUGGCUUCUCCCUCAGCCUGCUUGGCCUAAUUGGGACAUUAAUUGCUACUAUUCUGCCACACUGGUGGCGAACGGCACAUGUAGGCUCCAAUAUUAUAACAGCUGUGACCUAUAUGAAAGGGCUUUGGAUGGAGUGCGUCUGGCACAGCACCGGCAUCUACCAGUGCCAAGUACACCGCUCCCAGCUGGCACUGCCCCGUGACCUCCAAGCUGCCCGUGCCAUGAUGGUAAUUUCCUGCGUCCUUUCCGCCCUGGCAUGCGUGAUUGCUGUCAUCGGUAUGAAGUGCACGCACUGUGCCAGCGGGACUUCUGCCAAAGCCUCCAUCGCCGUCUCCGGGGGGAUCGUUUUCAUCCUGGCUGGUCUCUCUUGCCUGGUACCUGUUUCUUGGACCACUAACGAUGUCGUUACAGAUUUCUACAACCCCGUGCUUCCCAGCGGGAUGAAGUAUGAGAUAGGACAAGCUCUUUACCUUGGCUUUGUCUCUGCCUCUUUGACGAUCCUCGGCGGCGCUCUGCUGUGCACAUCGAGCCAGUGCGGAGGGAACGAGACACCUUACCAGACGCAGCCCAACAGCAUGAGGAGGACUGCUCCCUCCUAUAAACCACCAAGUGUCUACAAGGGAAACCAUGCUUCUUCCCUGACAUCUGCUUCCCAUAGCGGCUACAGAUUAAAUGACUAUGUGUGAGUUCCCUGAGAUUUGCCUGCAGGACACAGCUGCUUUAUAAUUUCUGUGCAUGGCAUAAAACAAAGCUAAGAUGACAUCCCAUUUAGAAGGGUUACAAUACAAAGUUUACCAUUGUUCAUUUCUUCCUUUCUUUCUGGA